AUGACCGCCGCAGCUCCGAUCAACGACCUCCCCGAGGCGAUUCUCACCACCAUCAUCGCCUUGCUCUCCGACACCCGCACCCGCAACUCCGUCGCCCUCGUCUCCCGCAAAUUCCGCACACUCGAGAGGACCACGCGCACCUCCCUCACGCUCCGCGGCAACGCGCGCGACCUCCACCUGAUCCCGACCUGCUUCUCCUCCGUCACCGACCUCGACCUCUCCCUCCUCUCCCCCUGGGGCCACGCGCUGCUCUCCCCCUCCGCCUCCUCCACCGACCCCGCCCUCCUCGCCCACCGCCUCCGCCUCGCCUUCCCCUCCGUCACUUCCCUCACCGUCUACUCCCGAUCCUCCUCCACCGUCGAGAUCGUCGCCAGUCUCUGGCCGCGUUUGCGCCGCGUCAAGCUCGUCCGGUGGCACCAGCGCCCGCAGUCGAAUCUCGGCGCCGACUUCGAUCCUCUCUUCCAGCAGUGCCACGCUCUCUCCGAUUUGGACUUGUCGGAAUUCUACUACUGGACCGAGGACCUCCCUCCGAUUCUGGAAGCCCAUCCCAACGUGGCCAGGUCACUCACUAAGCUCAAUCUCCUGACGGCGUCGUUUACCGAGGGUUUCAGAGCCACCGAGAUCAGAUCGAUCACCGUGGCGUGCCCCAAGCUUCAGCAGCUCUUCGUUGCUUGUAUGUUCGAUCCCAGAUACAUGGGGUUCGUCGGGGAGGAGGCUCUUCUGUCCAUCUCCACCAAUUGUCCGGAGCUCAGAGUCGUCCACCUCAUCGACACGUCGUCGUUGUUGAACGCGCGCGGCGAUCCAAACGACGACGGUUUCACAUUGGAAGACGCUCAGAUUGGGCGCGCGGCUUUGGUGGACUUCUUCUCCGGGCUUCCGUUGCUGGAGGAGCUGGUGCUUGAUGUGUGCAAGAAUGUUAGAGAUAGUGGACUAGCCUUGGAGGUUCUUGCUUCCAAGUGUCCGAGACUGAGAGCUCUCAAGCUUGGGCAGUUCCAUGGGCUGUGCUCGGCGAUUGGGUCCCGGCUCGACGGCAUUGCUCUUUGUCAUGGGCUGGAGUCGCUGUCUAUUAAGAACUGUGGCGAUUUGACGGAUAUGGGAUUGAUCGAAAUUGCGAGAGGAUGUUGUAAGCUUGCCAAGUUUGAGGUGUAUGGAUGCAAGAAGAUUACAGUGAAAGGGUUGAGGACGCUGGCUUCUUUGUUGUGGAAGACGUUGGUUGACGUGAGCAUAUCUUGCUGUAAGAACCUGGAUGCUGCGGCGUCAGUGCGUGCUCUGGAGCCAAUUCGCGAUCGGAUUCAACGUCUUCACAUAGAUUGUGUCUGGCAGCGGGAGAUUCCGCAGGAUUUUGAUCUCAAUCAGGUCAAUGAUUAUGAUGUUGGUGAUAAUGAUGGUGUUGCAAGGAUCAGCAAGAAGUGCAAGUAUGGAUCAGAUGGGGACUGUUCCUAUAUGCCAACCAAUGGCUAUGCAAAUGGGAAUGGCCAUGGUAAUGGAAAUGGGUUUUGGGGUGAUGAGACUUGGGAAAGGCUGCACUACCUUUCACUUUGGAUUGAGGUGGGUGACUUGCUGACAUCAUUGCCAGAGGUGGGUCUAGACGAUUGUCCCAAUUUGGAGGAGGUUCAGAUCCGGGUAGAAGGCGAUUGCAGGGGAAGGCACAAGCCCACACAGCGAGAAUUUGGGUUGAGCUGCCUAGCCCGUUAUCCUCAGCUGUCGAAGAUGAAGCUGGACUGCGGUGAUACUGUGGGAUUUGCACUGACUGCUCCCCCAGGGCAGAUGGACUUGUCGCUUUGGGAGAGGUUCUUUCUCAGUGGAAUUGGGAACUUGAGUCUCAGCGAACUUGAUUAUUGGCCGCCUCAAGACAGGGAUGUGAACCAGAGGAGUCUCUGGCUCCCAGCUGCUGGGUUGUUGGCAGAAUGCAUCACCCUGCGGAAGCUUUUCAUCCAUGGGACUGCUCACGAACAUUUCAUGAUGUUCCUUGUGAGACCAGAUCUCAACCUCAGCUUAAGGGAUGUUCAGCUGCGAGAGGAUUACUACCCAGCACCUGAAAAUGAAAUGAGUACAGAAAUGAGGGUGGACUCGUGCUGUCGCUUUGAGGAUGCACUCAACAGGCGUCCAAUCCUUGAUUGAAAGUGGAACUACUGAAGAGUUGUUGUAUGAAAUCAUAGGCAGUCAGGUUAUGUUAGUAAUUGAGAAAUGUAAGAGGUUCUGAACGAGUUCAUUCCUCGUUUUAUCAUUUCCGUUUUUCCAAUAAAUAAAAUCUACUUUUUCUUUCCAUGAGAA
This is a messenger RNA of Fragaria vesca subsp. vesca, 2274 nucleotides long. RefSeq names its product F-box protein ORE9-like. The record is from RefSeq and is a predicted model, not a curated record. Gene Ontology annotation, cellular component: SCF ubiquitin ligase complex. Bases 1 to 2121 code for a protein of 706 amino acids. Gene Ontology annotation, biological process: SCF-dependent proteasomal ubiquitin-dependent protein catabolic process. NCBI's taxonomy places the organism in Eukaryota, Viridiplantae, Streptophyta, Magnoliopsida, Rosales, Rosaceae. The transcript has 2 exons.